Messenger RNA from Drosophila mauritiana, 3395 nucleotides. RefSeq lists its product as uncharacterized. The transcript is spliced from 3 exons. Lineage: Eukaryota; Metazoa; Arthropoda; Insecta; Diptera; Drosophilidae. Gene Ontology annotation, cellular component: SCF ubiquitin ligase complex. Gene Ontology annotation, molecular function: protein binding. Gene Ontology annotation, biological process: SCF-dependent proteasomal ubiquitin-dependent protein catabolic process. The record is from RefSeq and is a predicted model, not a curated record. The coding region runs from base 502 to 2400 and encodes 632 amino acids.
CCGACCAGCGGCGGCAGCAGGUUGCUGUCGAAUUGGAAAAGAAAAUCGCUGAAAUUAAUUAAAAAUUUGUUUAUAUUAUUCACAAUUACCGAGAGUGUUAGUGGGCAGCUGAAGCCAAAGGAAAUUCAAUCGUGCAAUCGCACAAAUACUCAAACCAAGGCAAUAAAACGCAGUUCUGCAACGCAUACAACAUUUAAUAGGAAUAGGAAAACAACGGGAUAAAUUGUAGCAAACAGUGAUGAAAUGUGUUUACAGACAAUAAAAACGAAACUGCUUAAAGUUUGAAAUAAUUACAAAAUAUGUAAUUCGAGCCAGAAUAAUAGCGCAAUCACGCAUAGACAGCACAAAUGAUGUUGAAACAAGUUCCCAAUACAUAUGUAAGCAAUUAAUAACAUUUUUGACAAUCCAUGGCAAGGUUGUAACCAAAACUCUGAAAGAAAAUACUCAACAAAAUUCAGUGACUUCAUCGAAUAGAAGGUUGAUAUUGAAUUGAGUUGCUGCAUGGGGAAUAGUCUGAUAACGAGUGGAAAACCGAGUCAGCGCCGUGAAAAGAGACUUUUCGAGAGGCUGAGCUGCAGCUACGCUCAGGCCCCCAACAGAAUGGAGUUGAACUUGAAUCCCCUGCUGGCGAUCGCCCGUUCCAUUGCGGCGCCACCGACACCGCCCCCAACCCCGGAAAAGUUGGACUCGGAUAAGGAUAAGGAGUGUUCCUCCAAAGCUGCCAUCGAACUGCUGCCCAACGAGAUGUGGCUGGAGAUCAUGUCCUACCUUUCGUACAACGACCUGCAGCAAUUGCGCAUGGUGUCCUGGCGGUGCCGUGAUCUGGUUCAUCGUCGCCGAUUCAUGGAGAAGGGCAAGGUGAUAGUGACGCAACACAACCUGGAGGCGAUCCACAAGCAUGCGAAGGGCGGAAACUGCUAUUUGAGCUUCGAGCGGAUUGAACUGAGGAAUCUACGCCAGUGCCGCCAGUUGGAGAACUUUCUGCGUCUUGUGGGCCACGAAGUGAAGCAUCUGCAAGUGCGCCAUGCUCCAGUUUUUCCGAAUCUGGAUGGCAACUUACCAAACCUUAAGGUUCUGACCAUUGCCACGACCAGUUCCAUGGAUGACCAGCAUCUGAAGGAGAUGGAUGACCUGGACAUGAAGCAGUUUUCCCACCUUGUGGGAUUCGAAUGCGAUGGCGUGAGUUUGGAUUCGGUGCUUAAAAUGCGCUGGUUGUUGCAGCUGCGACGAACGGAGAACAAGGUGCAACUGCGACACCUGCAAUUCGAGUUCCGGCGGAACAACGAAAACGCUCUACUGGAGGUCCUACAGGAUCAUGCGGAUACCUUGGUGUGCGUGGACUUAUUCUUCAGCUGCUCGCCGGGCAUCGAUACAGGUGAAUGGUGCCACGCGUUCGAAAACAUGCACAAUCUCCGCACUCUCAAGCUUUCGGGAAAUUGUCAUCUGGUCCUGUUGGAAGCUGUCCUAAGAGCCGUUCCGGAGUCAGCACCAAUCCGUCAACUGGACUUGACCGGAAUGUUAUCGCUCACCAACGAAUUACUGCUCUAUAUAGCUGGCAAGUGGCAGAGCACUCUGAAGGUGCUGGACCUAAUGUUUUGUGUCCAACUCAACGCCAAUUGCAUUGAUGCACUGCGCCAGCUGAGUGGUCGGUUGGAGGCACUGACCAUGGCUUAUUGCAGAGAGCUGACUGGAAUGGGUUUGCUUCAAGGGCUGGCCGGCGAUAUUAACUACAGCCUGCAGGAGCUGCAUCUGGAGGAAACCAUAUUUUUGGACGAGAGCUCCAUGUGCCAGCUGCUGGAGCGACUGCCCAAUCUUCGACGCCUCAGUUUGGAUAACUGCCGCCAAGCGGUGACGGAUCGCACAAUGGCCACCAUUUGCCAAUACCAGACAAGACUGCGAAAUCUUAACAUCGAUUACUGUAUGAAGAUUACGGAUCAAGGCCUGAUGGGAUAUGGAGACACACCCUAUCCUAUAAGUCGACUACGCGGAUUGAAGGAACUUAACCUUAGGGGCUGUCGCAAUGUCACGGAUAGUUCUCUAAAGGUUGGACUGAAGUUACCAGAGCUGCGAGCCCUAUCCCUGGGCUACUGCAACCGUCUCACUUCAGAGGGAUUUGAGGCAUUGACCCAAAACUGUCCAUCCCUGGAGGCACUUUGUGUGUCCAGUUGCAUGGCGGUGGAUGAUGAGACUGUACUGAAUAUUGUAAGCAAUCUAAAGCGUUUGCGAAUUCUCAACCUGAGCAACUGCGUCAAGUUGACCCUGCAAUCGAUCCACCACAUCCUGGCCCAUGGACACAAUCUAGUCGAGCUGAUCGCCUGCUCCAUAGACGGCAUGGAUCAUGAGCAGGCCCAGCGCAUUCUGGAGGCGCAGCGACCACAAAUGAAGCAGGUGCUUCUAUAGCAGGAGAGGUACAUCCACUGACGGAGCCGAAACACUCCCCAACACAACGAUUGGGGGAACCACGAGGAUGAUGAGUUCGACGACGAUGAGACCGAGAUAAUCGAGAUCGUAGUUUAGUCGCUCGUAAGACGAUUAGAUUAAGAGGCAACUGAGCGUCAAACGUACAUUGAUUUAUCCGUAAGGAAAUUAUUCUAGACCCUAAACACUUUGGGAAAAAACUUUAGAGGUGAUACUUAGAUUUUUAAAAGCCCCAUUCGAUUACUAUUUUAAGAUCAGCCACAACAGAAGCCAAAUAAGAAAGUACAAGUAUUCAUCCCACCCAAAAACCAACUUAAACAUUUCAGAUUUAUUUUUAAACAAUCUUGAAACUCCAUGAAAUUUCCAUCAAUAGCGAUAUAACGAUUUAUCAGCAGAGUUUUUAAUUUCAAAGAAUCGAGCAAUACCAACCAAGUAAAGACUUUAUCAUAAACUUUACUUAUACGUAAUCUAAGGCCAUAUUGAAAGCCCAAGGAGCUUGCAUUUCUAUACACCUAUUAAUCGGGUUAAUCAACGAAACAAUACAUCUACAAAUAAUACUUUGAGUGUUGUUCAAGUCAAUAUAUUAAUCAGAGUGUGUCUACAAUUUUUAUAUCUUACGUAGCAUAACUAUACGGUUGAUAAACAUUUUCAAGGAACGAGUUGCGAAAAGAGGCUGUUAGAAUAAGUGGAUGUUCAAAUCUAACCAACCCAUAUAUGAUAUAUUUUAAUUCAUAGAUGUAAGAAGUUUUCAGAAAAGUUUUUAAAGAAAUCGUUGGAUUUAGGUAUAAGGGAAGCAAGACUCUCCCGAUAAGAAAGAACGGAACUUUUGGAAUAUAUAUUCUUUUGAAGAAUUUUACUUUACUUAAUCAACUUAAAACAUUUAAUAAAUGUUUGCGUGUGUUAUAAGCUAAUCGAAACGAAGGUAGAUGACUUAACAUAAGAUGUGUGCUGCGUAUAAAAGAUAUUCAGCUUCUUUU